Molecule: messenger RNA, 1260 nt
Organism: Quercus lobata
Lineage: Eukaryota; Viridiplantae; Streptophyta; Magnoliopsida; Fagales; Fagaceae
Exons: 4
Coding region: 1-1260 (419 amino acids)
Molecular function (GO): nucleic acid binding
Source: RefSeq, a predicted model, not a curated record
AUGGCAUUUAGCAUUGAGGUCAUUCCUGCUGCUCCGAGGGGUGCGACUAUAACUAGAAGAGGAGUAUUGACAGUGGCACCCAAAGAAACUUGCACAGAGAAACAACCACUCGAAAAGAGGAUGAAAGUUGGCCGGCUGCCUAUCUCUUUUGAUGAGGAUGAUCUAGAGGGAAUGAUUCAACCGCACGAUGAUGCGUUGAUCCAGGGUAGCUUUGAAGCUCAGGAUUCUCGGAUGAAAGAAUAUUUGCGAGCAGCAAUGCGAAUCAUUAACAAGUUCAGAACGGUGAAGGUGGCCCAAGUCGGCCGGGCACAAAAUAGACACACUGACUCCCUAGCCACGUUAACCUCGUUAAUGACCGAGGAAGUUCCUCGACUUAUUAAAGUAGAGCUUAUAAGGGAGCCAAGUAUUAGUGUGGGAGAUAACUAUAUCUCGACGGGGGUGGAGGUUGCCAUAAUUUCAAUAACAAGGCCGUAUUGGAUGGACCCGAUCAUUGACUUCUUGGCCGAGGAUCGAGUUCCGGACGAUGACAAAGAGGCCAAAAAGAUUCGUCGGGUGGCUUCCCGGUAUUGGCUGUUAGUAGAUCGUAAGUUAUACUGGAGAUCUUUUGGAGAACCGUACCUUUCAUGUUUACACCCCGAGAAAAAAGAUGUAGCUGAAUAUGUGCAGAAAUGUGAACAAUGCCAGAAACACGCUCCCCUGAAUCACCAGCCGGUAGGUCAUUUGAAUCCCAUCAGUAGUCCAUGGCCGUUUGCACAAUGGGGGCUAGAUAUUCUCGGCCCAUUCCCCCGAGCAACAGGUAAUCGCUGGUUCGUGUUGGUGGCAGUUGGUUACUUCAUGAAAUGGGCGGAAGCUGAGGCUUUGGCUAAUAUCCGGGAUGUAGACAUCAAGAAGUAUUCCACUCUGGCGUAUCCGCAGAGCAACGACCAAGCUGAAGCAACUAACAAGACAAUCCUGAAUGGCUUGAAGAGAAGGUUGGAUGGGGCGAAAGGAAGGUGGGCCGAGGAGCUACCUAAUGUUUUGUGGGCUUACCAUACAACCCCCAGAAGGUCCACAAGGGAGAUUCCGUUCUCCUUAACAUAUGGAGCAGAAGCUGUGAUACCGGCCGAGGUGAAUUUGUGCAGUGCACAGGUUGCGGGAUUUGACCCCGCCGAGAAUGAUGAGUUAAUGCUAGAACGCUUGGAUUGGUUGAAAGAGUGCCAAGAAGCAGCAAUAAUACGGCUAGCGAAAUACCAGCAGAAACUUGCCCAACGAUACAAUUGA